Molecule: messenger RNA, 2970 nt
Organism: Panthera uncia (snow leopard)
Lineage: Eukaryota; Metazoa; Chordata; Mammalia; Carnivora; Felidae
Gene: NFYB
Product: nuclear transcription factor Y subunit beta
Exons: 7
Coding region: 2119-2736 (205 amino acids)
Biological process (GO): regulation of transcription by RNA polymerase II
Cellular component (GO): CCAAT-binding factor complex; nucleus
Molecular function (GO): RNA polymerase II cis-regulatory region sequence-specific DNA binding; protein heterodimerization activity; DNA-binding transcription activator activity, RNA polymerase II-specific
Source: RefSeq, a predicted model, not a curated record
CGGCGCCCCGGGCGCGGCGGGCGGGCGGCAGGCGUUGGGCGCGGGCCCGGGCCCUGGGCGGGCGAGUCGGGGGAUGCGCGCCAGGGGCGGCCGCCCCGCACCGGCGGGACUGACAGUCGGCCGUGCCGGGCGGUGGGGCCGGGGCCAGCCCGCGCACCUUCGUGGGGAGGAAGCGAGGUCCCCGGGAGGAAGGAGUGGAUUUGGUUUCCCCGCAGUCUGGCUUACACGUAAAGAAUGCAGCCAUCUGGCGGCUUGCGGUCCCUGGACUUGCCCCGAAGGUGGGAAGGAAGCCUUUCGGAUUGGACUAAGGUUUUAAUCUUCGGUGGGAGGCGGGGAGGAUCUGCCGGGCCUGAGGAGCAGUAGUAGUCUUCGAGAACAAAGAAUUAGAGAGCACCCACAAGUCGUAAUCUUGCCCAAAGUACUGUAACAAGGUAAUUAAACAAGGUUAGCUAGCAUACGACCUUUAAAAAGAUUAGCAUCCUACUAACCCGCAUGGACUCCCACGGUGCCACGGUUCGUGCCCCGAAUCACUGGGGUGGUUUGGGCUUUCUUAGUAUGGAAAGUAAUCGGCAAAAUAAAGUGAUAAGAUAAACUGAUCGAUAUAAGUGGCACUAAUAAAUAGGGGUUUUAUUUGUAAAGUAUUGAAAGUUUAACUAGAAUGCCUUAAAAGGCAAUUAUUCCUUCCCCGCACUGCUCCUGUAGCUUAAUUUAAGGAUUCUAUUGAUGCAAAACUCUGGUUGUUGAUGCCAAAGAAUGGAGGGUGGAGGAAGGGUCUGCUGCUUUUCUUGGAUACAAAUUUGCAUUUCUUCAAACAUUAAACAGAUGUAUGCAUUCCCUUGAGCUUUCACAUAUAUCAUAACCUGCCUUUAGGAAAAUAUAUACCAUAUGAGGUGACAGUGUUUAUCUUUAAUGUAUUGAAUCUAAAUACAUACGGAGUCAACUAUUUGGGUGAGUGUGAUGAGGUGUGUCCCCCGCAUCCCCCCCCCCCCCCCAAGCAAAACACAUAAAUAUAUAUAGCUCUAUUAUUUUAAGUGUUCAGGGGAUUUUCUUUCUCAAAGACACCCUUAAAAAAAAACACGCUUCUAGCUACAAGGAAGGACUCUCCGGGCAGUUUUGGGGGUUAGAAAGAGGGCAAUAUUUAAGAAGAAAUUAGACAUUGCUUUUAAGAUUAUAGCAGAAUAGACAAUGUCAUCCUGCCUUUGCUGCCUGGAUUGACAUCUAAAGAAUUCAAUUCAGUGGCUACAAUUUUUUCUUCUGUUGACUAGAUUUCGUGCUUGAAUGCAUAUCAUUAUUUUCUCUUCCUUUAAAAUUAAUACUGAAAGGAAAUGUUUUUGUUUUGCCCCUCCCCCCAACUUAAUUGCUUCACUUGAAAAAAGGAAAAGAACAAAUGAGAAAUGGAGGUUGUAACAUUGUAAUUGAUACCAAUUUAUUCAGCUAUUUAUGCUUUGCAGUGAAAAUGAAGUGCUAUUCAGAUGCAAUUUUAGUCUAAAAUGGUGGUGCUUUAAAAUGAUAAAUAAAGGUCUUAAUUGAUCGUGUUCCAUGUAUGCUUUCUGGGCAGCAUGUUUCUUCUUUCAGUAUAAUCUGAGGUGUUUAAUUUAAAAGCAUUGUAUUCUGAGAUAUUUUUCUCCCCUUUUGAGUUUUUGGACUCCUAAAUUGCACUGUAAAAUAUUAAGAUCAUCACCAAGAAAUUAAGUUGGGGCAUUUGUGUCUUGAGUGUUAAUAUUUUGAAUAAUUUAGAUGUGUAAAUUUUGGUCUCUGGCAUAUAAUCUGGGUGUUGUGAUGAAUAUUUAUGAUGAACAUGACUAAAUUCAGGGUUAUGUUAGAAAAGCAAUUCCUCCUGCCAUAGAAUUAACUUUUUUGCAAAGUCUCCAAAAUAUAUCUGCCAAUUUAAGAAACCUUUAUUGGGUGCCUGCUUUUUUGCACUCUAUUGAAUAAGAAUAGUAGACGAAAUUAUACAUGCCUUUUAAAUUUUUACUAGGAAGGAAGCCUGUAGGCUAUACGUUGUUACUACUAAUGGAUGUUUAUCUUCUAGGUUGAAAUUGGGCGAAGGUUAGACACCUUUUAGACAGGUGUUCCUGAAUACCACUGGCAACACGGUUCUGACAGUAUUUCAUAACAAUGGAUGGCGACAGUGCUACAACAGACGCUUCUCAGCUGGGCAUCUCUGCGGACUACAUCGGGGGAAGCCACUAUGUGAUACAGCCCCACGAUGAUACGGAGGACAGCAUGAAUGAUCAUGAAGACACAAAUGGUUCAAAAGAAAGUUUCAGAGAACAAGAUAUAUAUCUUCCAAUUGCAAACGUAGCAAGGAUAAUGAAAAACGCCAUACCUCAAACGGGAAAGAUUGCAAAAGAUGCCAAAGAAUGUGUUCAGGAAUGUGUAAGUGAGUUCAUCAGCUUUAUAACAUCUGAAGCAAGUGAAAGAUGCCAUCAGGAGAAACGGAAGACAAUCAAUGGAGAAGAUAUUCUCUUUGCCAUGUCUACCUUAGGCUUCGACAGUUAUGUAGAACCUCUAAAAUUAUACCUUCAGAAAUUCAGAGAGGCUAUGAAAGGAGAGAAAGGAAUUGGUGGAGCAGUCACAACUACAGAUGGAUUAAGUGAAGAACUUACAGAGGAGGCAUUUACUAACCAGUUACCAGCUGGCUUAAUAACUGCAGAUGGUCAACAACAGAAUGUUAUGGUUUAUACAACAUCAUAUCAACAGAUUUCUGGUGUUCAGCAAAUUCAGUUUUCAUGAUCUGAAGAAAUGGUGGAAUGGGAGUGGAGAGAAGCGAGUCUGUACGAUUCCGGAACCAGAGACAUUAGAAGGAAAUGACUGGGGAAAGAUGUCUCUUUGUAUAUUAAAUAGCUGUAAUGUAGCUUCCUGAUGCUUGACUAAUUGAGGUGUUAAUUCUGACUUGAGAAUCUUUUUCAUGAAUGAUUUUAAAGAAAAAUUUGGAUUUUAAAGGUAUUAAAAUAUUUUUGUUUUGUA